UUUUAAACUCUCUUAGUCAGCUCGCGUCCCAGUCCCAACGUUUCCACCGAGGCCGAGGGAGGCGAAAGUGGCUGCUGCUACUUUAAAUGUAACGCAUCGAGGAGAAUGCUGGAAAGGGGCCUGCCUGCAGGGAUACUCAGUCAUCGAGCGGGAAAAGCAGCCAGACGGCGGACAGAAGGAGAAAGCCGGGCUCUCAUGGACGCAGCGCUAAUUCAUAAAUCAGGUGAGGCUGCCUCGGCCCACUGCCGUCUUUCUGCCGCUGCUGCAUGGAGUCCUGCCUGUCGGAUGUUUUGAUCCGUGAAGUAUGGACUCCGACGAUCUUCUGGGUCAAGACAACCCCAAUGAGUCACCCCAGGAAAGACCAGCCCAGAGGCGCAGCAUGCCCAGCGGCCUCUCUGAGAAGACCCCCAGCAUGGAGCCCUCCCCCACCACGCCAUUCCGGGUCACGGGGUUUCUCAGCCGGCGGCUCAAAGGCUCCAUCAAAAGGACAAAGAGCCAGCCGAAGCUUGACCGGAACAACAGCUUGCGCCACAUUCUACCUGGAUUCAGGAGCGGGGACAAUGAAAGAUCCCAUCUGAUGCCGAGACUGAAAGAAUCGCGGUCUCACGAGUCUUUGCUCAGCCCUAGCAGUGCCGUGGAGGCCCUGGAUCUCAGCAUGGAGGAGGAGGUGGUGAUCAGACCUGUUCACAGCAGCAUUCUGGGCCAGGACUAUUGCUUUGAGGUGACUACUUCCUCGGGGAGUAAAUGCUUUUCCUGUCGGUCUGCGGCCGAACGAGACAAAUGGAUGGAAAACCUGCGGCGGGCGGUGCACCCAAACAAGGACAACAGCCGGAGGGUGGAACACAUGCUGAAACUGUGGAUUAUCGAGGCCAAGGACCUUCCGGCGAAGAAGAAAUACUUGUGCGAACUGUGCCUGGAUGAUGUCCUGUAUGCACGGACUACCUGCAAGUUGAAGACGGACAAUGUCUUCUGGGGGGAGCACUUUGAGUUCAACAACCUGCCGUCCCUCAAGAACAUCACGGUGCACCUGUACAAGGAGACGGACAAGAAGAAGAAGAAGGACAAGAACAAUUACAUUGGGCUGGUGAACCUGGCGGUGGGCUCGGUCUCAGGGCGGCAGUUUAUCGAGAAGUGGUACCCGGUGGUCACCCCGCCCAACAAGGGCAAGGCCCCAGGCCCAAUGAUUCGCAUUAAGAGCCGCUACCAGACCAUGAGCAUCCUGCCCAUGGAGAUGUACAAGGAGUUUGCCGAGUACAUCACCAACAACUACCUGGUGCUCUGCUCCGUGCUGGAGCCCGUGCUGAGCGUGAAAAACAAGGAGGAGAUGGCGUCAGCACUGGUACAUAUUCUGCAAAGCACUGGGAAGGCAAAGGACUUCUUGACAGACCUGAUGAUGUCAGAGGUGGACCGCUGUGGGGAGAACGAGCAUCUCAUCUUCCGGGAGAACACGCUGGCCACCAAAGCCAUUGAGGAGUAUCUCAAGCUGGUGGGGCAGAAGUACCUGCAGGAUGCCCUGGGGGAGUUUAUCAAGGCGCUGUAUGAGUCAGACGAGAACUGUGAGGUCGACCCUGGCAAGUGCUCCUCCUCUGACCUUCCCGAGCACCAGAGCAACCUGAAGAUGUGCUGUGAGCUGGCCUUCUGCAAGAUCAUCAACUCCUACUGCGUCUUUCCGAGAGAGCUGAAGGAAGUGUUUGCUUCCUGGAGGCAGGAGUGCAGCAACCGGGGCCGGCCGGACAUCAGCGAGAGACUCAUCAGCGCCUCCCUGUUCCUGCGCUUCCUCUGCCCUGCCAUCAUGUCCCCGUCACUGUUCCACCUCCUGCAGGAGUACCCCGAUGACCGCACGGCCCGCACUUUGACCCUGAUCGCCAAGGUCACCCAGAACCUUGCCAACUUUGCCAAGUUUGGCAGCAAGGAGGAGUACAUGUCCUUCAUGAAUCAGUUCCUGGAGCACGAGUGGACCAACAUGCAGCGGUUCCUGUUAGAGAUCUCCAACCCGGAGACCAUCUCCAACACAGCUGGCUUCGAGGGCUAUAUUGACCUGGGCCGCGAGCUAUCCACCCUCCACUCCCUCCUUUGGGAGGUCAUUUCCCAGCUGGACCAGGCCACGGUGACCAAGCUCGGGCCCCUGCCUCGAAUCCUGAGGGACGUCAACACAGCCCUGAGCAGCCCGGCAAGCGUGCAGGUGUCGGUCACUGCCGACCCCAUGGCCUCCACUCCUAAUGCCAGCAGCAGCAGCAGCAGCAUCUCUGCCGGUCUGCAGAAAAUGGUCAUCGAGAACGAUCUCUCUGGUCUGAUAGAUUUCACCCGGUUACCAUCUCCCACCCCCGAAAACAAGGACUUAUUUUUUGUCACAAGGUCUUCGGGGGUUCAGCCCUCCCCUGCCCGGAGCUCCAGCUACUCAGAGGCCAACGAGCCCGACGUCCAGAUGUCCAACGGCAGCAAAAGCCUGUCCAUGGUGGACCUGCAGGACAAUCGGGUUUUGGACAGCGGAGCCGCCGCCACCCCCGGGGCCCUGCCGGACUCCCUCAACGACAGCCAGUCCUCGGUGGGGCCACCGCAGCAAGGCGGUUGGCCGGGCCGGACGCCCCAGAACAGCGUCCCCAGCACGGCCACGGUCCGGCGGGCCGGGCAGACGCCCACCACGCCCAACACGGAGGGCACCCCUGGGCGGCCCCAGCUGCUGGCACCCCUCUCGUUCCAAAACCCCGUGUAUCAGAUGGCGGCGGGCCUGCCUCUCUCCCCGCGGGGUCUGGGGGACUCGAGCUCUGAGUGCCACAGCUCGCUCAGCUCUCACAGCAACAGCGAGGAGCUGGCGGCCAGCAAGCAUGGUGGCUUCGUCAACCCCGGCGCGGGCGAGGACCUGGCCCGGCGCCCGGGGGAACUGGCCCGGCGGCAGAUGUCAUUGGCGGACAAGGGCGGCCAGCCCACGGUGCCGCGCCAGAACAGCGCCGGCCCCCAGCGGCGGAUAGACCAACCGCCCCCGCCUCCGCCACCGCCACCACCCGGCUCCCGUGGCCGGACCCCGCCCUCGCUCCUGAGCACCGCACAGUACCCGCGGCCCUCCGGCGGGAGCCUGAUGUCGUCAUCCCCUGACUGGCCGGGCCCCGGGGGGCGACUCCGCCAGCAGUCGUCCUCCUCGAAGGGCGACAGCCCAGAGCUGAAACAGCGCACCAUGCACAGGCAGGCCCCUUCUCCUGUGAAUCCCAAUGCCCUGGACCGCACUGCCGCUUGGCUUUUGAAUAUGAACAUGCAGUUUUUAGAAGAUGAGAGCAUUGACCCAGAACCCAAGCACAGGGAUAAGCUCAGGAGUCAGGACGAACUCAGCCAAGCAGAAAAGUACCAGCAGGACAUUGUGGUGUUGCAAGACAAGCUCCGCCUCUCCACCAAGAAGCUGGAGGAGUACGAGAGCCGGUUCAAGUGCCAGGAGGAGACUACGCAGAAGCUAAUGCUGGAGUAUCAGGCCAGGCUGGAAGAGGGCGAGGAGCGCCUGCGGCGACAGCAGGAAGACAAGGAGAUCCAGAUGAAGGGCAUAAUCAGCAGGUUAAUGUCUGUGGAGGAAGAGUUAAAGAAAGACCACGCUGAGAUGCAGGCGGCCGUGGAUUCCAAACAGAAGAUUAUCGAUGCUCAGGAGAAGCGCAUCGCCUCCCUGGACGCCGCCAAUGCCCGCCUGAUGAGCGCCCUCAGCCAGCUGAAAGAGAGGUACAGCAUGCAGACCCGUAACGGCCUCUCCCCCACAAACCCAACCAAAUUGCAGAUUACAGAAAAUGGAGAAUUCAGAAACAGCGGCAAUUGCUAAGCCCGGAGGGAGGAGCCGCCGCCACCGCCACUGCCACCACCGCCGUUGCCGCCGCAGGGCUGGGGGAGGAAAGCCAACCCCCUCCCACCCCGUCCCCCCCGCCCCCAGGAUCUCCAGCCGCCGGCAUCCGGGGCAGCAGGCGCGGGCGGGGAUGGGACGGCUGCUCUGGAGAAUGGCUCAGCUCCCCCCCUCCCGCCCCCGCAAGAGAGCAGCCGGGAAGGGACCCGGCCCCACGGCGGGUGUGACUGGCGCAUCCCCGGCGAGCAUCUUGGGCAAGGCGAAAGCGCGGGCACUGGGGGCCGUCGGGUGGCCCGGGCUGACUGCCGCACUAAAACUAACAGAUGUUCUAUUUGUAUAAAAAAACCAACCCACACUGUGUCACUGUCGGUGGAUUGAUUUCCGUACUUCCCUUUUCCUUAGCUGAAGGGGCUCCCUCCAAAUUCUCCCAUAAUGCCCCGAUUAUCUGCUGGGAACGAGAGAUGGUUUUCAGAAAGCAAGUUUCCAUGAGCCUUCUUCCGCCCACCAUCUCUCCCUGGCUCUCUCCGGCCCCGCCGUGGCACCAGCUAGCCGGUGGGGCUGGGGAGGCAGGUGGGUUGUGGUUGGGGGUAGGGAGGUCGCCCGCUCUCCCGGGGUGGAUCUGUGUGGAUCCGUGGGUUGUGGUUGGGGGUAGGGAGGUCCCCCACUCUCCCGGGGUGGAUCUGUGUGGAUCCCCAGAGCCAAAAUCUGCCCCUUUUCCUCUCCCUUUUCCUAGGGGCAUGCUCUUCCAGCCUUCCCAGGCAGAGAUUGCCAAGCGUCCCUCUCUGCCAACAGACACAUGCCUGUGUGCUCACUCCCAGCUGGGGAAGAGAGCCAGGGUUCAGUCUGGAGACCCCAGACUUGGAAGUCUAGCAUCUCCCCUCGCCAGGCAUAGAUCUCUGGACCAAUCCUAGGACUUCUAGGGGAGAAUAUGCCCCGGGGUGGUGGGACCCCAAUUUUAGUCAACCCCUCUUCACCCAUGGUGACUGGCCUGUUUCCCCCUGCCUUCCCAAUGCCCUUAAGAUGCCAGCUCCUAGCAGGAGAGCAUGGUUUCAUCAUUGUCAUUUUCUCUUUUUUUAAACAAAAUUUGGUCCACCUCCUUCUCGGGGAGCAGAGGGUAGGGGAGAAGCGGAGGGAGAUCUGGCUGUUUUAAUUGUUCUGCUGCCACCAGGCUAUAGGGAGAGGCUGAGCCACAGUAGGGUGGGGAGAUGGUUUCCUCAUGAAACACUGGCUCGUCCAUCUUUCCUUCCCUCCUUUCCGUCUUGCUGGUGCAUCUGCCAUGCUCUCUCUAAUAAAGCGGGGCCCUGCUCUAUCCCCUCGAGUUUCUCACCAGCCAGCAUGAACCAUGGUUCUCAGACCAGAACCACCCGCCACCUGUCCCCCUCCCCCUCUGCCCCCCGGCAAACAAGGCUGCCCUUUUCCUAAACCUUCCCCGUAACCUCCUCCCUCCACCUUUCAUCAAUCCAUCAGUGCUGUCCACCCUGCUGCUUUGCCCGUGCACAUCUGUGCACAUGCAUGCACACACACAUACAUGAGCAAGCACACACGCCCUUCCACAAAUCCUCAAAGGAAACUCAGGCCUAAAUAGGAAUGAAGGAAGCCAAACUGAUGAAUCUUAUGAAAUUUAAUUUCCCACUUGGGCAAAAAGGACAUUUUCCAGGGAGAGAGGGAGCGAAAGGUAGAGACUGGGCACAGUCAGUGGCAUAAGCCCCAGGGGCUGUGCUUUAUUCAGAACAACUCAGAAUGUGAGUGCAUCUGUGAGGAAUGAUAAUAAUCUGAUGAUAUCUGUUAAGCGCCUGCCACGUGCCAAGCACUGUGCUGAGCGCUGGGUUUGCCACACGAUAACCAGAGCAGAUCUGGUCCCUGUACCACCCGGGGCUGCUGGUCUGAGAAGGGAAGGGCAGAGGCAGAGAUUUUGUGCUAUACAAUCAGGAGGGGGAAAAAAAAAGCAGUCCCCAAGUGACCCCCAUGAAGAUCGGUAAUUGUAAUUUUUUUUCCUUUCACAGUAUGCAUUAGAACAAAAAAAGCUCGUUUUCUGGAGUUCAGGCCUCUCUAAAUUGAGAGCACGCGCACUGCAUGGAAAUUAACAGCCUUGAAGGAUGUAAAACAUGAUCACACCUCGAGCAGCACGGCCAGCACCGACAGUCCCCGGGGCGCACACGGUUGAGAGUGCGCGAGCUCAUCUGCUCUCUCUCUCAGGCAGGGCCCGCCCGGGCACAUGAGGGCACUGCUGGCUCGGGAGGUGCCCCUGCAUCGGGGAUACACUGCCUGCCCGGUGCCAUGGUGGGUGGUGGGGAGCAUCAUUUCAUUCAUUUUUUGUUUUUUUACAUUUUAUUUUGUGUGGAUCUUUUGGGAAUUUAAAUCAGACACCCACCCCCAACCCCAAUCCACACCCCACUUAGGGACCAGAGGCUUUGCUGAAUCCCAGAAGGAGAGAUGCCCAGCAUGGGUGCCCCACACCCUCUUGUCCACGGUGCACACUUGGGCCCUGGUAAUGGGUGUCGCUCAGAAAUGAGACACUCUGCCUGCUGGGAGGAAUAGUCUGCCCUCGGGCAAGGCGGGCUUAUGCUAGCUGAACCGAGGUGGUCAGGGAGAUACUGGAGGAGAGCGGGUGGUUUACCUUGCAGGCCGUCUGCUCUCGCCCCUCCUUCCCUUCUCUUCCUGGAGACACACAGUGUUCCGCUAGGGUCCUUGGGUUGGGGCCCAGGACAGCAUAUCCAAGGCAUGUCCAUGUAGCAUUUGUAGGUGGUGGAAGGAGAUCUGGUCCGCUCCUGGGAAGACAAGCAGACACCACGUUCCCAGGCCAAGUUAAGGGGAAGCUGACUCUUUCAGUGCAGAUUGUAUCUUUCCAGAAUCCUCCCCAGUUGGAUUUGAAGAAACUCAUCAGGCGUGUCAUGAUAUUAAACAGUCCAUGAGAAGCCAGAUUCAGAAAAGUUAGGAACAGCCAGGAUAGCAUGGGCAAUUUGAUGCAUGAACCUCUCCUCAGUAGUGUCAGCCACCUCAUGAAAAUCCUCCUAAAGACUUUUGGGACCAGUGUGACUCAGAGAGGGAGCAGCAGGCUCUGGGUGUCUUACAGAGUUUUUUCCAUGUUGAGUCAUUUUUAUGAGAGGCCUGAUUUCACUGGCCCCCGAAGUUUGACAAGCCUGGAAUGAGGGUGGAGUUGAAAGAGAGAAGGAAAAAAGCAAACCACUGGGAGAUUUGGGCCUGGGGGAAAUGCAUCCAAGCAUAUGUGAAAAUUUUUCGUUGCCUCUUAGGUGACCUAAAGGACAUUUUGGAAGAUACUGAGACCUGUGAAAUGCCCCCCUCCCUUCCCCAUUCCCCCUUCUCUCUGCCUCUUAUUUCUACCUUUCCCUUCCCUGAAAGAUCUCAUUAUUUCUCAACCCAUCAAAUGUAGCAAAGGGGGUCAUUCACUUUCUAACCUAAGACACAUAUCACCUGAUUAGGAGACUGACAACCUAUGGGACUGAUACAAACCAUUGAGGUUGAUGCAUAGAUUCUCUUGGUGCGUGUGUGUGUGUGUGUGUGUGUGUAUUUUGUUUCUUUAACAGUUAUAAUAUUUCUGUUCCUCAACCAAAAGGAUUUUCUUUAUUUAUAAGCACUGUUUUUUGUUUUUGAAAAAGGGAAGUUUUCUUUUCCAUCCUGCAUGGUUUCUGCUUUUUAAUUUUGUUUUUUUGGUUUUUUGGGGUUUUAUUUUGUGUUUUUUUGUUCUUUUAAAACCUGUGUCAUUCCUAGCAAUACCAGGGACAAUUUUUCUAAGUGCCCACCGCCCAGGAGAAAAGACAAAGGAAAGGAAGACCACUAAACCUAACAUUUGUGACCUGCUCUUUUUGUUCUCGUGCUGUAGGCGGUUAAGAACAUUAUCUAGUGCAAAAACUGUAAAAGUGUAAAAAAUGUUCACAUAUUUUUAUCUGAAUGCAAGUCUUACAAUUUUUUUGUAAAUGUUCUCGGUGUCUGCUGUAAUGUACCUACUGCGCCUAACAGUUGUAUAUAGUAAUUUACUUCUGGUGCUGCUCCCUAGGCAAGAUUUGACUGCAUCUCUCCUGCUGUUCAUUUUUAUUUUAUUUUUUAGUAUGGAGAACCUUAUUGAAAAGGAGGGGGAGAUUUGUUUUUUGGCGGGGGAGUUGGUUUCCAAUUUGUAGGUUUGGGUUGUGUGUGAAGUUAUUGGAGGCCAAACCAGAGAGCUUUCCACAGCUUGGAUAUUUAAGCCCGGGGAGACGUCGGUGGGGAGAGUUGAUACUGUCUCAACACUGCCUCAGGUGAAACCUUAAAGAGUUAGUGCCCCAUGUCCAAGAUGCCCCUGACUGCUAGAGGGAAGCUAUCCCACUGUUGGCCAUGGCCAAUCUCCCUGGGAGGAAGGCGCGAGGUCUGGGGAUUGCCUUUGUUUUCUGGAAAGCUGCCUGCACUGCAUAAAGAGAAUGGUUGAUCUCCUGGUUCCCUCUUAUCUACUGCUGGGGUGCAGGAAGGGAGGGAGCAUGUCAUGAGCCAGCUGGGAAAUCUCCAGAACCCUUCCUGGAAACCAUCUUUCUGGGGACCCAAGAUUGAGAGGAAUGUUGGCAUGUGGGGGCAGCGUGGGAGAGAGCUGAACUCUGCCUGGCCCUUAGAAAGACUCCAUCACCCACCCAAUGGGAGUAGCAGGUCACCUUAGCACCCCCCACACUCACAUAAACACCCAUACGCACAUACACACGCCACUCUCUAAGGAGCUGUGGUUGACCAGGGCAGGGGAUGAGUUAGCAACAAGGCUCUUUCUCAAUCUCACUGCUCUUGGGAUCCAGCCCUCACUGUGGAUCAGCAGACACAGCACUCACCAGACUCUGGGCUCGACAAGGCCCGGUAGAUAUUUCCAAGAGGCAAGUCGCCAUUGACUGGCAAUCUCAAAGACACCCACCCUGGCAAUGAAAGUAGGUUUAUGGAAGGUUCCAGGCUAUUGUACAGUUGAAAUUUCCAUGUCAAGCCUUUGAGGAGUCAAAUUUUAGCCAACUUGUGCUCUGAGUGCCCCUAAUGGCUACCACACUGCCACUCCAGCAAGGGAGAGCACAUCCCUUGGGACCUGCCUGCCCGCAGCCUCUCCUCAGAAUCCCAGUCCUCCCACCCAGCUCCCUGCUCUGCUGGAGACAGGCAGGCCUCCUGGCCCCCCGUGCCUCCAUCCGGGGACCGGCCUGGACCCCAGGAGCAAGAAUAGCCCCUUCUAGCUCCCCCCUCCCCCGCCACCCACAUCCCGGGACCCAGUGAUCGAGAGGCUGGCCCCUCGCCCUGGGGAACGAUUUGGGUUGGCCAGGAAAAUCCAAAUGUCCUAUUCGCCCUGAGGAGCCCUGGCAGUUCCAAACCCCAGGCAAAGACUGGGAUGUCAGCAGAGACCCGGGUGAAAUGCCCAGGUUUGGAAAAGCCAGACAAGCCAGGAGGAAAAUGACAUUUAAAAUGAUCAAGUUUGACUUUUCUUUUUAACUUUUGUAGUCACCACGAAACAGCAAACUUACUGUAAAUUCUACAUGUUUCGGCACCAAUUACAAAAGAUGUAUACCUAUAACCGAGGAAUCAUCUCCCUACUCCAUGUAUUCCUUGAAAGGGUAUUGCUGUGUCUUAAGAUAUACCUCUCUUUCUCCUCUCUCUUUCUCUCCUCUCUCUCUCUCUCUCUCCCUUUGUCUCUCUCUUCCCCUCUUUCUCUGCUGAGGCUGAUUCUUGUUCCCAAUAAGCAGUCACUGUUUUAUAUCACUCUUAUAAAGAAAAAACAAAACUUUUUUUUGUAAGUAUGUUGAAAAAAUGCAAAAGUUAAAGUGUUUGCUGAAGUUUCUUCAGCCUCUACUUUUAAACUGUGUAAUAAUGUACAGAGAAAGUUGUUGGUGUUGAAAGAAAUAAUGUGUCUGUGCAAUUUAUGUACAUUUGCAAUUAGAAAUAUUAAAGAUUUAUUUAGCUAUUUUAAGCAA
Ornithorhynchus anatinus (platypus) is the source of this 9735-nucleotide messenger RNA. It is a transcript of the gene DAB2IP, whose product is annotated as DAB2 interacting protein. Gene Ontology annotation, biological process: regulation of GTPase activity. Lineage: Eukaryota; Metazoa; Chordata; Mammalia; Monotremata; Ornithorhynchidae. The coding region runs from base 305 to 3796 and encodes 1163 amino acids. The transcript has 16 exons. The record is from RefSeq and is a predicted model, not a curated record.